AUGAAAGAACUGCACGGAUCUAGAGGCCUGCUAGAGACCCCUCGAAAUCAGGUCCGCACCCCGAGAAGGCCGAGUACACAAGAUCUUCCAACAACUACCACGAAAACCAUCAUCGCACGGAACCGAUCACCGCAGUCGUCGACAUCGGCAAGCAUUCGUAGACGGAAAUCACUACCACGAGUUCAAUCCACUCUCACACAAAUUGACUUUGUGACACAGCCCACACCUUCGAAUGAUGACCAGCUUGCCUACAUUGAAGAACAAGAACGUGGCCACGAUGCCCAAGAUGCAACUGAGCAGUCAAAUGUAGAUGAUGGAUCUGACAAGGAUUCAGACUAUCUUCCUGCUCCACCAGUUCGGUCAGCUCGUAUCUCGAAAUUCAAGAUGAGCGAACGAGAGCGCGUUUCGGAUGAACGCUCGCAGAAGCGGAGGAGCUCUGGAAUCAUCAAUCGCGAUGCAAAUCGAAGUCAUGGAAUUCGAAAAAGCGAGACACCAAGGGCGAGUGUUCGUUCCAAGGGAGGUCGAAAAUCCCUGGAGAAGUCAGCGGGAAAACGGGACAAGACCUUAACUCAGAUGGACUUUGUACGACGUUACAUUACCAUUGAUGAUGACGAUGACGACGAAGUGAACAUGGGAUAUAUCCAGCCGACACCGCAGAAGAAGGCCAUAGCAGAUGAACAGACAGAAAAUACACCCAAAGCGAACCAAGCAAAGCAUAUGAAGCGUCCGACUUCGACCUCCGCCAAACGAAAGCACAGAGUGCUCGAAGAAGAGCUGGAUCUCUCAACAGGGGAACCUAUAUCUCAACAAAAUGAACCACAGGAGUCAAAUCCUGGAAGCAGAAAGGGUGAGCGGAUACCUGCAGCUCCUAUUACGCCGCUAAAGUCCCGGACACGUGAGAUACCUUCUUCACAGACGCCUGAAAGUCCUGGUCUCGCUAUCAUAACUUCAUCUCAAUUUCGCAGCGCUACUCGCUCUCCUUCAAAGCGUAACCCGUUAAAACCCACGAAUAAUUCCAUGCAACACAUCAAAGAAGAACCCCCGGAGACUCGGCGAGUGGUCGAGGAUUCACAAGACCCUGGAGGUGAAUCUUUACUACAGCCAACAACAUCCGAUUCUCCAAGCAUCUAUAAUACUUUGAUCGAUCAUGCUCCAAUUAAUACUGAACAAUUUCCUUCAUCUGCACCUCCGACGGAGUCGACUUCUCAGGAGUUUCCCACCGAAGCAAAUUCGAGAACUGAAACCACCAAGAGGGAGAGGACGGUCGUCUAUGAAACGGAUGCGGACUCAGAAUACGGAGAUUUUGAAGACAGCCUCAAUACGCGUUCCGUGACACCAUCCCCAAAGAAAAUAUGCCGAGAAAUCGAUCCACCGAACGUUCCACAGGCCACCCAACACAGCCAAGAAUCUCCCAAGGAUGAUUCCCAAGAACUUCCUCUACCAGCUGCGCAAUCGAGCCUUGGAUUGGAUGAUGCCCCUCCUUCAGAAGGUCCAAUGUCUGAUGCCUCAAUUUGCUAUCAAAGAAUGCAUGCGGCUACACAAUUCCCGCACGAGCCAAUCCCAACACUGAAUACGCAGAAGAUGUCCGAGCUUUUUCCUCACGGAGGCAGUAGCCAGUACACAAAUCUGGAGCCAUUGAGGCCUUCAGUUCGAAAACAGGCACCGGGACCAUUCUCGCAGACACAGACACAGAGCCAGGAAUGCGACAAAGAGUCUACUGAAAUAGUUCCCGAGUCGUCGCCGAUCCGAGAACGAGAACGUGGAAUCGAGUCGGGUGAUAAUUCGUUCCAACGACCUCAGGUUCCUAGCUCCGUGGUCCAAGUUGAGUCCUCGCAGGCGGUGGACCGAGAUCCUCAAUGGCAGGGACGAGUCCUCUCUCGGAGCCAACUUCUUACAUCGAGCGUCAUGGAGAGCAUCCCACUCCCGAACUUUUGGAUGGGUAGUCAGGAUAGUGUAGGGGAACCUUAUAGCUUACCUGAAGGAUGA
Penicillium vulpinum is the source of this 1986-nucleotide messenger RNA. RefSeq lists its product as uncharacterized. Bases 1 to 1986 code for a protein of 661 amino acids. The record is from RefSeq and is a predicted model, not a curated record. The transcript has a single exon. NCBI's taxonomy places the organism in Eukaryota, Fungi, Ascomycota, Eurotiomycetes, Eurotiales, Aspergillaceae.